CUGCAUACAUAGCUGAUACGCCACCUACUGCAAAACUGAGCUGACAGUCCAUGCAUUGCUAGCAGCAUUUCCAUUCCAUCACCGUGCCGGAGCUGAAUAAAGGUGCUUUUAAAUACCUCUUUUCAAGCAAACAAGAACCGGACAAAGCAGCUGUCUUUUUACUCUGCCUUAGAGAAUGGAGCGAAAGAUAAACAAAAGAGAAAAGGAAUAUGAAGAAAGACACAGCAACUCUGAGGGCUCUGAUCAAGACAAGAACUGUAAAAUGUCUCUGAUUACCCUCAAUGUUGGUGGAUAUCUGUAUAUUACACAGAAGCAAACACUAACCAAGUACCCAGACUCUCUUCUUGAAGGUGUGGUAAAUGGAAAAAUUCUGUGUCCAUUUGAUGCAGAUGGCCAUUACUUCAUAGACAGGGAUGGACUCCUUUUCAGGCACAUUCUGAACUUCCUACGAAAUGGAGAACUUCUUCUACCAGAGGGGUUUCGAGAAAAUCAACUUUUGGCACAAGAAGCAGAUUUUUUUCAGCUCAAGAUUUUAUCUGAUGCAGUGAAAUCAAGGUGGGAGAAAGAACAGCUAGCAUCCAGAGAGACUACUUUCCUGGAAAUAACUGACAGCCACGACCGUUCACAAGGUCUUAGAAUCUUCUGUAAUGCUCCAGAUUUCAUAGCCAAAAUCAAAUCUCGAAUUGUGCUAGUAUCCAAAAGCAGGCUUGAUGGAUUUCCAGAGGAGUUUUCAAUAUCUUCAAAUAUUAUUCAAUUUAAAUACUUCAUAAAGUCUGAAAAUGGUACACGACUUGUACUGAAGGAGGACAACACCUUUGUCUGCACCCUGGAAACUCUUAAGUUUGAAGCUAUAAUGAUGGCUUUAAAAUGUGGAUUUAGACUGCUGACCAGUCUGGAUUGUUCCAAAGGGUCAAUUGUUCACAGCGAUGCACUUCAUUUUAUCAAGUAAUUACAAAGACAAAGGCAACGAGCAUGCAGCCAAGUAAACCUCAUUUAACUACAGCACCCAGGCAUCACAAAUAAUGUAUCUAACUAGCCUUGUACCACAGAGCUCUGCUGCUAAUCAAUUAAUGUGACCUAAUGGUAUGUAAAUUCCAUAAUAACAUUCAUCUCUGAGUUAUUUGUGCUGAACAAGAAUUUUAUGCCUAAAUUUAAUAAUAAAAAAAAAAUGGCUAAACAUUGUAAAUCCAAAUCAAAUACUGCUAUUUGCAUAUGUUUCCUUCAUGCUGCCUUUCAUCCAGAGAGUGUAGCUGAAACGGUUCUGUGUACUUGUAUGACUAACAUGCCUACACCUUAUUGUUCAGCUGAACAGUGGUGGAAGUAUUUUCAUUUAAUAUCCAAGCUUAAAAAUGUUUUGCUUAUGAAAAAAUUCACACUGGAUUUUAACUGGAAUAAAACAUUUCGAGUGUUCAUUACAGUUUCUGCAAAUCUAUUAAAAACAAAUUUUACUAAAAUGCAAUGAGACUAAAAAGGUUUAAAAGGCAUCAACUUGAUUUUGAAAUUAAACACCUAUGAUUCUACAGCUCACAUACUUGAAAACAAAUUAGUGACCAAGUUGUGAAUUUGAUGAGGAUUAUCAACGAAAAUGCCUACACAAAAACUAGCACAGCUUUC
Molecule: messenger RNA, 1614 nt
Organism: Gavialis gangeticus (Gharial)
Lineage: Eukaryota; Metazoa; Chordata; Crocodylia; Gavialidae
Gene: KCTD4
Product: potassium channel tetramerization domain containing 4
Exons: 1
Coding region: 176-949 (257 amino acids)
Biological process (GO): protein homooligomerization
Molecular function (GO): protein binding
Source: RefSeq, a predicted model, not a curated record